AUGUUCUUUUCUCCAGUGAAUGGAGCUGCAGAGCUGAAGCAGACAGUCUCAGUAUCCAGACCUGCACGCAAAACAGCUCUCAUCGACUGCAUAUACUCAUCUGGAUGCUAUGAAUACAUUCACUGGUACCAGAAAAAAGAGGGCGAACCUUUUAAGAGAGUUAUGUACAUGAAACUCACUGAUGGAAGUCAAAAAAGUGAUCCUGGUUAUGGCGAUUUUAAAUCGGAGAAGUCAGGGUCUAAUUUUAUGCUGAAAAUCCCAGAUCUGCAGAGCCACCAUGCAGCAACAUACCAUUGUGCCUGUUGGGAUUACCACAUUAACGGAGCCGCAGAUCUACAACAGAAGAUGACAGUGACCAGAUCCACUGGCAAAACAGCUCUCAUCGAAUGUGUAUACACAUCUAACUGUCGCUUUUACAUUCACUGGUAUCAGAAAACAGAAAACGAAGCCUUCAAGAGAAUUCAGUAUAUCGACAUCAGUGAUGGAACUCCAAAAAACGAUCCUGGUCAUGAUGACCUGAAAGCAGAGAAAAGAGGAUCCAAUAUGGUUUUGCUGAAAAUACCAGAUUUAAAGACUCAGCAUUCGGCCACAUACUAUUGUGCCUGCUGGAUCACAGGUGGCACAUCUGGUGGUGGUUACUACUAUAUUAAAAUAUUUGGAUCUGGAACAAAGCUUGUUGUCACUGGCGACUCACCUAAGCCACCUAAGGUGACUUUGUACUCUCCCUCCGAACCAAAAGACCGUAAGAUCACUCUGCUAUGCAAUGCCAGAGACAUGAUGCCAGACAUAGUGAGAUUUGAAUGGAGCAUUGGGGACAAAGCGGCACAGGGGGAGGUUUUGGAGCAGGUGGACCCAGGGAAAGGUGUAACCAGCAUGCUGAUCAUUGACGAGAAGAAAGCUGGUGACAGCAAAUACUCCUGCAAAGUAAAGCACGAGAUAGAAGUUCCGCCAGCUGAAAGGGGUUUUUCAGAAGACGAGCCAGUGAAGCCUACACAGAAGUCUUCACAGAAGCCUUCAGCCACCUGCCCGACCAAGCAGGGUGGCCUCCAGAAAUUUGAAAUGCUUGAGGUGACGCCCGGUCUGCGUUUGUUUGUCUGGACAUAUACUUCAAUGAUUGUGAAGAGCGUGGUCUAUUUCAUUGCCGUCUGUGUUCUGCUGUACCAGAGAAGAGCUGAGGCCAAGCUAGCUCCAACAACAUAG
Molecule: messenger RNA, 1200 nt
Organism: Chanos chanos (milkfish)
Lineage: Eukaryota; Metazoa; Chordata; Actinopteri; Gonorynchiformes; Chanidae
Product: immunoglobulin lambda-1 light chain-like
Exons: 6
Coding region: 1-1200 (399 amino acids)
Source: RefSeq, a predicted model, not a curated record